AUGAUGCACGGUUACAAAUACGUCGGCCUUCUACUGACUUUGUUACUUCUACCGUAUUUUGCACCUGCUACACCAAACAAGUCACCACCUGACACGGUAAAACAAUGGGCGAGAACUUUAGGUGAAGAAUUAUGGCGACUGAGCGAGUCCUUGACGAAAUCAGAUCAAAUCAGAAUUAAAUACAAAGAUAUGAAUGCUAGUGUUAAGCGAAAAGAUGGAAAGCAAAUAUUGGAAUCGUCUUUGGAUUCUGUUAGUAGGAUGCUCACAAGGAAAAUUAACGCAGUAAAGUGCAUUCACGGCACAGCUGAACGAUUAGCAGCCAAUUUUAAUUAUUCAAUAGUAAAAGAUAAACAGUAUAAUUUUACAUAUUGCUCUGCUAAAUAUUCAAAAUUCUUUCUUGAAAAUGGAUCACUGAUUCCUGAUGAAGAAGAAGAACAACCAAAAUUUACUAAAAAUAAUCCAAAUUACGAGAACAUUACGCUCGAAAAAGACUCCCAUUUCUAUGAUAUCAGCGUUAAUACAAACAAAAGUUGUGUUCACGUACCGACUAAUAUUUUUUAUAAAGAGGAUGAUCCAUUAGGAGCCAUUUUGUGGUCUAAAGAAUUAACCGAUACAUUCUUAAAUAAUUAUAAUUCGGAUCCGUCAUUGGCUUGGCAAUAUUUCGGAAGCUCCCAUGGUGUUCUGCGUUUCUAUCCAGGCAUGCCAUGGAAUAAGAAAACAGUAGAUACUUACGAUUGUAGAGUUAAAUCCUGGUAUAUAGAAGCAGCUACGUGUUCCAAAGAUGUUAUAAUCCUUUUUGAUGUUUCCGGCUCAAUGACUGGUUUUAAGAAUUAUGUAGCAAGAAGAACUUUAGGAUCUUUAUUGGCAACGUUGUCAAAUAACGAUUAUGUGAACGUGUUUACGUUUAGCGCCAAAACUUUAGAAGUUGUGAAAUGUUUCAAAGGCCUAGUCCAAGCAACACCAGAAAAUUUAAAAACAAUAAAAGUCGCUUUAGAACCGACAGAGGAAGGCAAGAAACCUUCAGUCCCAUUGGAAGGCAACGCCAAUUUAACAACAGCUUAUAUUACAGCAUUUACGACUCUAAAAGAGAAAAGAAAACAUUGUGAUGUAAGUAGUCCACAAGGGUGUAAUCAACUAGUGAUGGUAAUCACAGAUUAUGUGCCCGGUAAUCUUACGGAAGUAUUUGAAGAAUAUAAUAGGGAGACAAUAGGUGACAAGACGUAUAUACCGGUCAGAGUGUUCACUUAUCUAAUAGGAAAAGAAGUCACUAACGUAAGAGAAAUACAGUGGAUGGCGUGUUUGAACAGAGGUUAUUUCGUCCAUAUUCACUCUGUAGAAGAAGUGCAGCAGCAAGUCUUAAAGUAUAUCAAUGUGAUUGCACGCCCAAUGAUUCUUGCGGGUGAGGAGCCCCCUCCCACCUGGACUCACGCUAACAUCGAUUAUACGAGAACCGCGGAGUGGGGUGUGAGCAGUGACGUGACAAAGCCCGAUGAAGAUAAGUUGGUGACAUCAGUGGCGAUUCCUGCGUUUGAUUACAAGCACAACGAAGAACACAACGACGCUCUUCUGCUAGGAGUUGCCGGCACUGAUGUUCCUAUUGACAGUAUCGCAAAACUCGCACAACCUCAUCAACUCGGUGUUAAUGGAUAUUCGUUUAUAGUAAGCAACAAUGGAUAUUUAUUGCUGCAUCCGCUAUUAAUUACAACAAUAAAUAAUAAACUACAAGAAAAUUACAACAGCGUAGAUUUCGUAGAAGUAGAACAAGUAGACGAUGGUAAAGGGCCACGUGAAUUAGGCGAGCAAAUAAAGAUGCUUAGAGAAAGCUUAGUGAAUGGAGCAGAGGGAAGUAUGAAGAAAGUUAAAGUUCUGUUCCAUUACGAUAAUAUGAGGAGGAUUUCUCGGGUGCAACACGACUAUUUCUUUAACAAAUUGGUAGGCACGCCAUUUUCCAUGGGCAUAUCUUUGCCUGAUGGAUACGGAGAUACUGAACUGUUGUUAAAAGACAAUCCUUUAGAAGCAAAACAGGGCCAAGAUCUUCUUGGUAUCAAUGUCACUAGUUUCUUCGAUUUUACAUACAGAGUUCACCCUGAUUGGGUCUAUUGUAAAUACCACUACUUGGAAGGCCAUGAAUCUCAAAAUGCAGAAAUUGAAAUUUUUAAGUUCUUAGCUAAUAUAUCAAGAAACGAGCUUAAUAUUAGUAAAGCUCAAUACGGGCAGGAAACUGAAAAUCUACCCUUCAAUUUAGACACGCAUUGUGGUACAACGCCAUUGGGUAAAGAUGACUAUUAUUGUACGGAAGAUUUAGUAAAGCAGUUAGUCUUCGACGCAAAGCUUUCUACUCCUUAUUUUAGAACUUGGGAAUCGAGUGAUGAAGAACAAGCUUUAGCUGAAAAGUAUAAUGUCAGUGUUCGAUUCAUAGCCACCUCCAGUGGUCUUACACGUUGGCAUUAUAUUUUUGAUGACGAUAAAAACGAGGUGGUGGACGAAAUGGGAGUCCCACACAAAAAUUACUCUGGAAAGGUAUUUGGUGACUAUUACUACAAUGCAAUUGAAGAAACCUGGUAUAAAGCUGCAGUAUUACAACAUAUGAUUGACAAAGAGUCCUUAGUGAUUGCAACAAAACUACCUGUACUUGACGACUCCAUCAAAUCUCCACCACUUAUAGAAAACGAGGAUGGCGAUAUUGUAGUGACUGCUAGUUAUGCUAUAUUUUAUAGAGAUUAUAAAUCAGAAACACCUGCUGCUGUUGUAGGUUUUCAAUAUUUAUACUCAAAUUUUCACGAGAUAUUUUUUAGUAUGACUGGAAAAAAUACUGAUGAUAAUGGGGUAUCUUGUACUGAAGAUGGAAAAUAUAGAUGUUACGUUAUUGACAGCUCAGGAUAUAUAGUUGUGGGUAUGGACAAGUCUGAAGUUGGACAGUUUUUUGGUGUCAUAGACGAUCUUUCAGGAGUAUUACAGUCUUUGAUAGAUAAGAAUAUAUUUGACAAUGUGGAAGUCUUCAACUACCAAGCUUUAUGUCCUCCAAAUCCCAAUGAAAAGAGUAGUGCAUUUUCAAUAGAUACCCCGCUAAAUGUACUAUCAUAUUUUUUUAAAUGGUUGUUAACUGAGGCCUUGUUAGUAUUAUUCAACGUCUUUAAUUGGAAUUCUUAUACGUAUUCUGCUUCUAUUGAUUAUGAUACUGUCACUGAAGACGCAUAUAUUCAAACUACCACAAUGAUAAAUGAUGAUAACAUAACAAUUGGUUCAUCAGAAAAUAAUACUGAUAAAUCUAAGGAAACAGUAAAUGAAGAACUCUAUUCAUGUGAUCAUAGAAUUUCGUUGUAUAUACUAAACCAACAGUAUUUCUUGAAUUCAUCCAUGGGUCUUUAUCCUGUAGUAAGUGAAGAGACAGCUGGGGACUGUCACCCUGCAUAUUGGGCUACUCUCGUUACAAAAACAAAUUUACUCCUUCUAGUAGUAGAUACACAUCAUCCAAAAUUUAUGACUGAUUGCAAGAAACCACCAGAUACAAAGCCUACACACACGAGUAAUUCAACAGAAAGUAGAGAACCCUGUCAUAAGUUAGACUUAGGUCGGUUACCUAGACGUCGCCUUGAAGGAUGCUUUACUUACCAUGAUAAGGAAAGAAAUAUUACUGUAUGCGGCGUGGGAAGUAACAUCAGAGUUAAUAUUUUUAUAUUUAUUACUAUGCUUUUUUUGGCAUUCCUAGCUUCAAUGAUAUUUUCA
Messenger RNA from Brenthis ino (lesser marbled fritillary), 3726 nucleotides. The record is from the annotation of a GenBank genome assembly. NCBI's taxonomy places the organism in Eukaryota, Metazoa, Arthropoda, Insecta, Lepidoptera, Nymphalidae.